AUGGUAUUUAGCGACACUGUGGCAGCCGUCCUGUCAUGCCUGUUCAUGGAGCUGGCCCGGCAUCCGAAAGAGUACAGGAAACUGCAAGAUGAAGUCGACGAGUACUUCAGAGGACAUGACAAGCCUGAACAUGCCGCCCUUUCAAAGCUACGAUAUCUUCAAGCCUGCAUCGACGAAUCAUUACGUCUGCAUCCACCUGUACCGUCGGGUGUACAGCGAAUGACGCCGCCAGAGGGUCUUCAAGUAGACGACGUCUGGCUUCCUGGAGACACCAUUGUUUUUGUACCGUCGUAUACACAGUACAGAGACGCCAGGUUCUUUGAGAGACCAGAUGACUUCAUCCCGGAACGAUGGAUUGACCAGCCGGAACUCGUCAAGAACGCCGCAGUCUACGUGCCAUUCUCGACAGGACACGACGUAUGUAUCGGGAAACAGCUCGGCCUCCUAGAGACGCGAUUUGUGACCAGCGCCAUCGUGCACAAGUACAACUUGCGAUAUGCACAAGGGCAGACAGGGGAGAUAUUCCUAGAGGGCAACAAGGACACGGGUACACUGACCGUCGCCCCGCUCAAUGUGGUAUUCUCGCCGAGGAAAGCGUGAGCGUGGGGGUGCUUCGGCGAAGUUGUCUCAUCUCCCGUCUUAUACAUGCAGCUUACAGAAAA
Messenger RNA from Colletotrichum acutatum, 662 nucleotides. RefSeq names its product cytochrome P450. The coding region runs from base 1 to 600 and encodes 199 amino acids. The record is from RefSeq and is a predicted model, not a curated record. The transcript is spliced from 3 exons. Gene Ontology annotation, molecular function: heme binding; monooxygenase activity; oxidoreductase activity, acting on paired donors, with incorporation or reduction of molecular oxygen. Lineage: Eukaryota; Fungi; Ascomycota; Sordariomycetes; Glomerellales; Glomerellaceae.